Arvicanthis niloticus (Nile rat) is the source of this 1625-nucleotide messenger RNA. NCBI's taxonomy places the organism in Eukaryota, Metazoa, Chordata, Mammalia, Rodentia, Muridae. The record is from RefSeq and is a predicted model, not a curated record.
UCAGGGGCCGCCGGUUUCCCUGGCAACCGCCGCGCAGCGUCUUCCUGAGGGAGCCUUUUCUGUCAGCCCCGGGAUCCCACCGCUCGCUCCCCACUGCCCGGUGGUUUUAGCGUGGGCCCAUUGACUGACAGACAACAAAAAUGGCGGAGCGGAGCCAGACGGCGCCAGAGGCAGGCAAUGAUACAGGAAAUGAGGAUGCCAUUGGAGGGAAUGUGAACAAAUACAUAGUGUUUCCAAGUGGAUACUCUGGACAGCCCAAGAAAGGACAUCUUACCUUUGAUGCUUGCUUUGAAAGCGGUAACCUCGGCCGGGUUGAGCAAGUCUCUGAUUUUGAGUAUGAUCUGUUCAUUAGGCCGGACACUUGUAAUCCUCGCUUCCGAGUCUGGUUCAACUUUACUGUUGAAAAUGUGAAAGAAUUACAGAGGGUCAUUUUCAACAUCGUUAACUUCAGUAAAACCAAGAGUCUUUACAGAGAUGGGAUGGCACCAAUGGUGAAAUCUACAAGCAGACCAAAAUGGCAAAGACUACCACCAAAAAAUGUUUAUUACUAUCGCUGCCCAGACCACAGGAAGAAUUAUGUGAUGUCCUUUGCAUUUUGUUUCGACCGAGAAGAUGAUAUUUACCAGUUUGCUUACUGCUACCCAUAUACAUAUACUCGCUUCCAGCAUUACCUCGACAGCCUACAAAAGAAAAACAUGGAUUACUUCUUCCGGGAACAGCUUGGACAGAGUGUGCAACAGCGGCAGCUUGACCUCCUGACGAUAACCAGCCCCGAGAAUCUCCGAGAAGGGUCAGACAAGAAGGUGAUAUUCAUCACAGGGCGAGUUCACCCAGGGGAAACACCAUCUUCAUUUGUGUGCCAAGGGAUCAUCGACUUCCUUGUAAGUCAGCAUCCAAUUGCCCGGGUCCUACGAGAACAUUUGGUCUUCAAGAUUGCACCAAUGCUCAAUCCUGAUGGAGUCUACCUGGGCAACUACAGGUGCUCUCUGAUGGGGUUUGACCUGAAUCGUCACUGGCUGGAUCCCUCUCCAUGGGCCCAUCCCACCCUGCAUGGAGUGAAACAGCUCAUCAUCAAGAUGUACAAUGACCCAAAAACAAGCCUGGAGUUCUAUAUUGACAUCCACGCUCACUCCACCAUGAUGAAUGGCUUCAUGUAUGGCAAUAUCUUUGAGGAUGAGGAACGGUUCCAAAGGCAGUCCAUUUUCCCAAAACUCCUUUGCCAGAAUGCCGAGGACUUCUCCUAUACUAGCACAUCCUUCAACCGGGAUGCUGUGAAAGCAGGAACUGGCCGACGCUUCCUUGGUGGGCUUCUGGAUCACACAUCAUACUGCUAUACCCUAGAGGUUUCCUUCUACAGCUACAUCAUUGGGGGUACUACAGCUGCUGUGCCCUACACUGAAGAAGCCUAUAUGAAACUGGGACGGAAUGUAGCAAGAACAUUUCUAGAUUAUUACCGGCUGAACUCCCUGGUUGAGAAGAUAGCAAUCCCCAUGCCAAGACUUCGGAAAGAAAAAGCCCCUCCUUUCAAGCACCCACCCCUGCGGGGCUCAACCAGCAACGUCUCCAUUGGCAAAGGGGACAAGAAGAACUCACUGAACCACAAAGACCCAUCAACCCCCUUUUAA